AGAAGCCAGAAGGCCUUCUUUGGUAAAGCCACAGAAAGAGAAACUUCCUUUCUUUCACUCUCAAAUUCUACUAACGUGUUCUCACUCUUCAUUGCAUGUGCUUGCAUAUAUAUUAUCAAUGCAAUAAUACGAUAGGAUGAAAGUAGACGCCCUAUGUCAAUUCAAAGCUUGCUUGAUACAAAAUCGGACCAACGUAAUAUUUCAUCGACAUCGAGCCAUCAAGAGGUACACAUUACAAGCAGUCAAAAAGAAAGAUAAUUUCGUAUACAAUUUUUCACCAGAGCUACUAUGAUAAAACAAUUCAGGCUAUUAGCUAUGACCCAAUGAUGAGUAUAUCAGAGUAUCGCCGAGAUGAAAUGCAUACACGUGCCUCAGAACGAUAUGGUCCAAAAAUCAAUAGCGUUACCAGCAAGCAAAAAACUCUAUUUCCACCAUUUAAUUCCCUCGAAAGGACAACAUAUUCGCAGGCUACUGAGAACCUAGCGAAACAGCAUCAUCUAAUAAUGAGAUCUUACCAAAGUCAGCCCAUGACUGAUCUCGAAAAUUAUGAUGACCCAAAGCAACAUCCAAAGAUAAAACGAAACGCUCUCCAUGCGUAUAUCAGCUACAUGAUCUACACUGAUUUGAGUAACCAUCAGCCUUUUAAUGGAAAGCUCGCUACGCCAAAGGACACUCCCACAGGAUUCGCAGUGGUCUUGAAUAACAACAAUAACAGCAAUCAUUCCUCGGAUCGUUCAGCUUACCCGUUUCCCUCCAGGACGUUUCAAAAGAUGAGCAACAUACUAUCUAAUGAUGCCCAACGCACAGAAACAACAUCUGUUUCGUCUCAUCGACCUUUACCAACCUCAACCGGAUCUAUGCCUCUUUUAUUCAAUCAGGGCGGCAAUAGGAAUAAUACCACGGCAGAUGCUUCACACCACCAUCAAGUCCCGCAAACUAGCAACAGUAUCCUUCAUAGACCUUUGACUGCAUACUUGCGUACAGCAACAUCGCAACAGCACACCGAGCGACAUCAACAGCGCGAAGCUCCUCCUGUACCAUCGCCUGAAGAUUUCAGACCACGCCCUUACGCAUCCAUGCCACUUUUGCCUGGUAUGCCACCGAAUCAUGGAAGAAAGUUUUAAAGAAAAAGUUGUAUAUGAUUUUUUUAUACUUUAAUGUGUAAAUUGUAUAUAUUUUUCUGGCAGGGC
Zychaea mexicana is the source of this 1190-nucleotide messenger RNA. RefSeq lists its product as uncharacterized. Bases 324 to 1124 code for a protein of 266 amino acids. The transcript has 6 exons. The record is from RefSeq and is a predicted model, not a curated record. NCBI's taxonomy places the organism in Eukaryota, Fungi, Mucoromycota, Mucoromycetes, Mucorales, Lichtheimiaceae.